AUGCUGGAUUGUAAUUUAGCGAAAACAUCUUUAGAUGCUAACCAAAAGUUGACAAAGGAGAUGUGCCCACAAAACGAAAAGGAGUGUGCUGAAAUGAAAGAUGUACCCUAUCAAGAAGCUGUCUUAUGUUUGCAUCAAGUUUCACGUCCUGAUAUUAGUUUUGCUGUAAGUACAGUCAGUCGAUACAAGCAGAACCCGCGAAAAGCCCACUGGACAGCAGUAAAACACAUUUUUCGCUGUCUAAAAGGAACAGCUCAUAUGAAACUAGCUGGUACCGUUGGGGAAGGUAAUUUUUCCAGAUUUUGCGACGCCGUUUGGGCUAGUGACUCAAAUGAGAGACGAUCCGUUACCGGUUACAUUUACUUACUGCAUAAUGGUGCAAUCUUAUGGAAUUCAAAAAAACAGCCAACAGUCGCCAUCUCGACGACAGAAGCAGAAUAUAUGGCACUAACAGCAGCGACUCAAGAAACAACCUGGUUGAUAAGCCUAUAG
Eupeodes corollae is the source of this 492-nucleotide messenger RNA. RefSeq lists its product as uncharacterized. The coding region runs from base 1 to 492 and encodes 163 amino acids. The transcript has a single exon. NCBI's taxonomy places the organism in Eukaryota, Metazoa, Arthropoda, Insecta, Diptera, Syrphidae. The record is from RefSeq and is a predicted model, not a curated record.